Eimeria acervulina is the source of this 657-nucleotide messenger RNA. Its product is annotated as vacuolar ATP synthase subunit f, putative. The annotation marks the transcript as partial. The record is from RefSeq and is a predicted model, not a curated record. Gene Ontology annotation, biological process: monoatomic ion transmembrane transport. Gene Ontology annotation, cellular component: membrane. NCBI's taxonomy places the organism in Eukaryota, Apicomplexa, Conoidasida, Eucoccidiorida, Eimeriidae. The transcript is spliced from 4 exons. Gene Ontology annotation, molecular function: proton-transporting ATPase activity, rotational mechanism.
AUGCGAAGGAAGAUACAGCAGGAGAGGGAGCAGCAGCAGAAGGAGCAGCAGCAUCCGGUGCUGCAGCUGCGGUGUAUAGGCACCUCAAAGAUCGCUAGUCAGGAGAAGAUGCGAGAAAAAAGAGGUGCCUUGAGCGCAUCACAGCGGCAGCAACAGCAACAGCAGCAACAGCAGCAGCAGCAGCACAAGCAGCAGCGGCGGCAGCAGCAAGAGUUAACACAACAGCAGCAACACCAACAGACUAAUCCACACCAGAAACAGAAGCAGCAGCAGCAGCAGUUUAGACACCGCAGCAGCAGGUGUUGCUUCUGGGGUUCUGCUGCCGGAUCAGCAGCAACGACAGCAGCAGCAGCAACAGCAGCAGCAGCAGCAGCAACAGCAGCAGCAACAGUAAAAGCAGUCUGUGUGCUGCAGCUCGCCAUGGCCGUCUAUAGAGGCAGCAUCCGGCCCCACGGGGCUGCUGAACUCAAAAUUUGUGUCAUCGGAGAUGAAGACACUGUGGCGGGUUUUUUGAUGGCUGGGAUCGGCAUGAGGGAUGGGAUGGGCCGUACAAAUUUCCUCGUCGUCGACAGCAAGACGAAGCGGCAAGACAUAGAAAGGGCCUUUCAUGAGUUUACGCAUCGCAGCGACGUUGGAAUUGUUUUAAUUAAUCAGCAU